This is a messenger RNA of Carica papaya (papaya), 1105 nucleotides long. Its product is annotated as homeobox-leucine zipper protein ATHB-20-like. Gene Ontology annotation, molecular function: DNA-binding transcription factor activity, RNA polymerase II-specific; sequence-specific DNA binding. The record is from RefSeq and is a predicted model, not a curated record. Gene Ontology annotation, cellular component: nucleus. Gene Ontology annotation, biological process: positive regulation of DNA-templated transcription. Lineage: Eukaryota; Viridiplantae; Streptophyta; Magnoliopsida; Brassicales; Caricaceae.
UUACACCUCUCGUUUCUUCUCUCUGUCUCUCAACAUAAAAAUCGCUGGCGUAGUUUCAGUCUCUGCACCCAUCACCACCUAGCUCUCAUGUCUUCUUCUUAGCUAUAAUAAUAAUAAUCUCUGAUGAUCAUCACCAUUUCUGAUACAGUCAUAUGCAAGUCAACACCACUACAAAUCCAUCAUCAUCAUCAAAUGUUUUCUCAUCCAAUCUCCAUCGUUUAAUGUUUUCCCCUAUUGACAUGGCUUUUCCGUCCUCCCAUGGUUUCAUGUUCCAACCUCUUGAUGACUCUCCUUCCCCCACCUCUCUCCCCUCUUGCCCCCCUCACCUCUUCCAUGGAGGAGGAGGAGGAUUCAUGAUGAAGAGAUCGAUGUCGUUUUCGGGUGUGGAGAAGCGUGAGGAGAUUCACGGGGGAGAUGAUGAGUUGUCUGAUGAUGGAUUGCAGGGUGGGGAGAAGAAGAAAAGGCUUAACCUGGAGCAAGUGAAAGCACUUGAGAAGAGUUUUGAGUUGGGUAACAAGCUUGAGCCUGAGAGAAAAAUGCAGCUUGCUAAGGCUUUAGGUUUGCAGCCAAGGCAAAUUGCUAUAUGGUUUCAGAACAGGAGAGCUAGGUGGAAGACAAAGCAGCUUGAGAAAGAUUAUGAAAUUUUGAAGAAACAGUUUGAAGCACUCAAGGCUGAUAACGAUGCUCUUCAGGCCCAGAACAACAAACUUAAUGCAGAGUUAUUGGCAUUGAAAAACAAAGAUUGUAAUGAGAUGAAUGUCAAGAAAGAAGCUGAUCAGGGUUCUUGGAGCAAUGUGAGUGACAGCAGUUGUGAUAUAAACUUAGAUAUUUCAAGAACAGCAGCAGUGGUGAGUAGCAGUCCUGUUUCAUCCUCUCAAUUAAGUGGUAGAAACUUUUUAUCUUCUUCUUCAUCAAUAAGGCCUCCGACAAGCAUGACUCAACUACUUCAAGCUUCUUCAAGAUCAGAUCUCCAUUGUCAAAUGAUUCAACAAGAAGAAACCUUCUGUAACAUGUUCAAUCCCAUGGAGGAUCAGCAACAAGGGUUUUGGCCAUGGUCUGAUCAGCAACAAAAUUUCCAUUGAGACCACUUCUCUAUAAACCCAAA